UACGAGUUCUGGGGUUAUUAUUUUGGACUUGCCCUUGCCUAUUUAAGCAGCGCUCGUGGACUUGUACACGGCCACAACAAUCUGUAUCGUUUAUUCCCCACCACCGGUCCUUCCUAACUUGAGGCAGCAAGCUAUGGCACAAGGAGGCAACGAUGUUGCGGGAAGCUUCCCUGUUGGUGUGAAGUUGCCAUCGGCGUGGAACUAUGGUGCAAUAGAAAGAGCCUUGCGUGAUUCUGAAGGUCGGCAACAAGAAAACAUCUUUGAGCCGGUCGUGACGACCCCAUUUGAAUCAGCUACAGAAGCUUACGAGUUCUUCAAUAUGUACUCGUGGGAAAAAGGAUUUGGCAUUCGGUACGGCAGAUGCAGAAAAAAUGGCUCUGGAGGGCGAAGCAUGCAAGACAUCGUCUGUGCUUGUGAGGGAAAAGAUGAUAAGGAAGGAUCUCGUUCAGCUAGAUGUGGAUGUCAAGCAAUGAUAAGGUUGCACAGAUCCGAAGACGAUGGCUGGUACAUAAGUAAGGUUGUGACUGAACAUAAUCAUCCUUUGUCCAUAAGCUGCGGUGAGCGACGACAAUGGAAAUCACACAACCGUAUAGAUGAGGGUACUAGAAAUUUGGUUAGGCAUCUCCGGGCAAACAAUGUGCAGAUAUCACGAGUUUGUUCUAUCAUAGGUAGUGUACACGGGUGUAGUUCAUACGUCCCCUUUAGUCGCCAGUCCAUUAGGACACUUUGUGCGAAGUUAGCGCAGGAAUCAAUCCAAAGCGAUAUGGAGAAGACGAUGAGUGUUUUUUCCCAAAUGGCAGCCGAGGACCCAAAACUAGUAGUAAAAAUGCAAGUGGAUGACGAGCAGAGAGUGAGAACUCUAAUUUGGUGUCAUGGAAAAGGGCGUGAUAGUUACAAAUGUUUUGGCGACGCCAUUACCUUUGACACUACUUAUCGCACAAACCUGUACAAUCUGCCCUUCGCCCUUUUCGUCGGAGUUAAUAAUCAUUUUCAGACAACCAUUUUUGGGGGCGCAAUGCUAACGGAAGAGACAAUUGAGUCUUUUCGUUGGGUAUUUGCUUCUUUUGUGGAAACCAUGGAUGGACAAGCACCACUCACAAUCCUGACGGAUCAAUGCAUGGCGAUGAAAGGUGCUAUUGAAACCGAGUUGCCAAACACCAAACACAGAUGGUGUAAAUGGCACGUCCUAAAAAAAGCUAAAGAAUCGUUGGGCCCGAUAUAUAGUCGUGUUGCUGGCUUCAAGAUGGUGCUGCACGAACUUUUGGAUGAAAUUGUGAGUGUUCAUGAGUUUGAGGAACGUUGGCAGGCCAUGCUCGUUGAGUACAACUUGCAGAACAACAAGUUUCUCGGUAGAGCAUACGAGAAUCGGGAAAUGUGGGCCAAGGCUUAUUUCCGUGAAACUUUUUGUGCUGGAAUGACCAGUACUCAGCGCAGCGAGAGUGCUAACCAUAUGCUCAAAACAUAUGUGCCACGCUCUGCACCGAUGCAUCUGUUCUUGUCACAGUACAACAGGAUGAUAGCGGACAGAGUGGCGGAAGAAGGAAAAGAAGAGCACGCCACGAAACAGGUGCGACGAGUGUUGCGAGCAGGAGUGCCGUUGGAGAAGCGAGCUGCUCAGUUCUACACUAGAGCAAUGUUUGAUCGAUUUUCCAAGGAAUUAUUUCGGUCAGGAUCUUUCCAAUGUGUACCACUAGAAGAUGGUGAAUCAUACGACGUUGUCAUGCUGUACGCAACUAGAUCAGAUGGUGGGUUUGCAUCUUUCAAGGUUAGAUGCACCUCAGAUCGGAUGCAGUAUUUGUGUGAUUGCAAAAAAUUUGAGCAUUCUGGCAUGCCUUGCAGACACAUACUCAAGGUCCUAGUUCAUGAAGGAGUUGGAGACAUGCCUAUUGGUUUGUAUUUGGCUCGUUGGGGCAAGGAGGGUUCAGUGCGGUAUUCAGACAUGGAUGGUAAAGUGUCUGAUCUUGUAUCCCGUGAGGCCCGUCUGGCAUCGUUGCAUAGUGCUGUGUACGCAUCUGCAAUGGAACUAGUAGGCAUGGCCAUGAAAUCUAGGCCAGGUGUGGAGAUGUGCAUGGGAUUUCUCGCGCAGGCAAAGGAGGCAAUAUCUUGUUUGAUCGUGAAAGAUGCAGCCAUCCCUGGUCUUUCCAGGGACAAAGGUAGCACAGAUGUUCACGAAGAAGGUGAACAAGAAGAAGCCGAUGUGAUCGUUGCCCCCCCAAAAGUAAGAUCACGUGGACGUCCAAAAGAGAAGCGCCUAAAGUCUUUUGGCGAAGCAAUGGCUGGGAAGAGGAAAUUGUCUGCCUCUGAAGGUGUUUCGAGGGUGACUAGGAGCAAGGUGACAUCUUCAGCUGGUUUAUCAAAUGCUGCAAACAACCCACCGGCGAGGUGCCGUGUUUGCUAUUCAACAGAGCACGACGUUACUGGCUGUCCUGAGAAUGAAGAACCCCUGCCAGGGCCAACAGCUCGGAAGUGCCAUCUAUGUGGCGAAUAUGGCCACUACAGGAGCACUUGUGGAAGAAAGUCUAGUUAUUCUCGCAACAAUUAGUUCACCAGUUUAAUUUCUUUCGCUGAAUUAUCGAGACAAUGUUACACAUCCUUGUAAGAUGUGAAUUUACUUAUGUUUGUUAUAUCCGAAGAGUGUUGUAAUAAUUUAAAAUUAUGACUUAUGCAAUUUGCUUAUGUUUGGUUUAUCUGACCAAUGAUGUAAUAUUAUUUAAAUUAAUACUUAUUUGCUAUGUUCGUUGAA
This is a messenger RNA of Lolium perenne, 2743 nucleotides long. Its product is annotated as protein FAR1-RELATED SEQUENCE 5. Lineage: Eukaryota; Viridiplantae; Streptophyta; Magnoliopsida; Poales; Poaceae. Gene Ontology annotation, molecular function: zinc ion binding; nucleic acid binding. The record is from RefSeq and is a predicted model, not a curated record. Gene Ontology annotation, biological process: regulation of DNA-templated transcription.